Molecule: messenger RNA, 357 nt
Organism: Plasmopara halstedii
Lineage: Eukaryota; Oomycota; Peronosporomycetes; Peronosporales; Peronosporaceae
Exons: 1
Coding region: 1-357 (118 amino acids)
Source: RefSeq, a predicted model, not a curated record
AUGGUUAGCCGCACCAGGAUUUCUUUCCUCAACUGUUUUUUUACGGCACGAGUUGUGCGCUCCGCUUUUGUAUCCAGCGGAGAAGAUAAUACGACAUCUCACCGCGAGACUCAUGUCGGGUUAAGACUAGCCAUUAUUGCUAUGGACCUGACUCAGUGGGCUAAGCUUGCCGAUCUGCAAGCUCAGACAGUCACCAUCGAUUGUAUCACAUCGUAUUUACGAUCUCAUGCUCUGCGGAUCACAACGCUUUACAAAGAGACUUUCAAGCGCACGUUUUGCUCUUUAACUGAGUACAUGGUACUCUCGAAUGCUGCGUUUUGGUCCGGCGAGAAACGCCCGGUUGCUAAAUAUGUAUAG